This is a messenger RNA of Ilyonectria robusta, 1479 nucleotides long. RefSeq lists its product as uncharacterized. Bases 83 to 1312 code for a protein of 409 amino acids. The transcript is spliced from 2 exons. The record is from RefSeq and is a predicted model, not a curated record. Lineage: Eukaryota; Fungi; Ascomycota; Sordariomycetes; Hypocreales; Nectriaceae.
CGCUAGAGAUCUUGCUAGAUUUGCAAGACACGGCGGUCCUGGCCUAACUGAUCUUCGUGGGUAUCCCCACCCCUUAAUAGCCAUGAGAGCGAGGUGGUCUUCGCGAAGCCGGACGACCAAGGCCGCAGAUCCAAUCGAUACGUUUCCCACCCCAGAAACAAAGACAAAGAAGCGGUCGACCUACGACCGCAACUUCGAUUUGCAUCUGACGGGCCAUCGCGCCCACGCACCCUAUUCAUCACAAGAGCCAGACUCGGCGGAUGCCAGAAAUGCCUUGGCAGUCUACAGGCCGUCGUUCCCAGCAUCGUCGGACGUCACUGGAUCCUCGUCAGAACCGUCCACGAAAACUGGUGUCGAGGGUCUUGAUUACCAGUGUAGGAACCUUGCUGCGAAUAACAUCUACAUGCGUUCCUCCCGCGACCAACUUCCCGAUCAUGUCACCGAUUUGAUCGACCAAAUGCGCCGGGAUCGUGACUCUCCUGGUCCGACCCUGGAUCAAGUGUGGGAAGACAAGGGAUUGGAGAAACUCGCCAUGGGUGCGAAUAAAUCAGUCGUGAGAAAAUACGUUCAGAAGACAAUUUUCCCCAACCCCGAUCCAGGAGACAGUUUGCAAUGCAGCGACGGAGAACCGAUGGCAGAGCACGCUGUCCCCAACACGAGCUCGAUUCUCAAAGUCAGCAUCCCUGUGCCAGACAUGCUCUACGGAUACGACGAGCAGGAGGCCUUUCCCCAGCAGCAGAACCAGCUGGUCUCCAUGGGGACUGAGAUGAUAGGCAACAAUCAGAGUUACUAUAUAAUCUAUCCUUUCCUCGUCAUCGAGGUCAAGGGCGAUGGCGGGAGUAUGUGGGGGGCUAUGAAUCAAUGCCUUGGGAGCUCUGCAUCCUGUGUCAAUAUCGCCGAAAACCUCAACCGUCGUCUGAGGCUGUGUGAGAGCGACAUGGUCCAUCCGAUUGAUAGCGCUGCAUUUAGCAUCGCCAUGAACGGUGUGGAAGCGCGACUCUAUAUUACAUGGAAGCAUAAUGAGCAAGACUACUACAUGACAACGGUCGAUAUCUUCUUGCUUCAGGAUCCCGAACAUUACCUCAAGUUUCGCAAGUACGUCCUCAAUAUUAUUGACUGGGGCAGGGGUAGGCGGCUGGAAGAAAUUCGCAAGUCUUUGGACGACCUUUUGGAAGAGAGUCGGAAGAGGAAUUCUGCAGCGGCGAAGUCCCGCGCACUAUCUGAUUCCGCUAGCAGUUGCAGUAGCAGCAGCGAUAAGACACGCAAAAGGUCAUCGAAGCGGCAAAAGAGCAGGGGAUCUGGUAUGACAUAAGGGGCAAAGUUGGGAAUCUGGGCGGAAGAGAGAGGUGUGGCGGUGUAAUAUGACUAGAAAUAUAACUGUUCAGUCUGAGCGGGAGCUAGGGUCGAGGUUUAGACAAGAGUAGACUAAGCCCGCGAGACACCAGCACUAAGAUGUAUACAAUUCAGAGGACGUCGCAC